CAACAGGAACUGACGUCUCCUUUGUGCAAGUGGAUGGAAAAAUGCAGGCUGCAGGAAAAAUGGCUCCAAACACCGGACCGCUGAAAGGUGUUUAAAUCUCUGCACGGCAACCCUUAAGGCCACACUGACUUGAAAGCUGUCAUACUCAUGGCUCCCUCCACUUGACAGAAUGGCCCAGGCACAUAAUGCUAAUGGGUUCAAGAUGGAUGUCCCCAAGCCAAAGGGGGCUGUGGGUAAGGAGGAAGCCCUCCGCAUGGAAGAAGAGGCAAUGGCUAAACUGAAACGGGAUAAGAGACAUACGGUUUCAGUUUUAACUCCUUCAUCUUCCUCCAAACCUUCAAAGUUCUCCACGACUACUGCUGCUCCUCAGCCUUUUCCUUCUGCGAAUGUACCUGACAAGGACCUCAUCGACUUCCCAGAAACUAAGAAGCAAGCAGAGGGGGACAAGUUCAGGGAUAUCGAUGUGGACAAGCUGACUAACGCAGAGCUUGAAAAGCUCCUACUGGAUGACAACUUUGGCGUCAACAGCAAAACGUCUCGCCCCGCUGCGCUGCUGGGCUUCAACCUCAGUGCCUCUUACCCUGGAGGGAAUCCCUGUAGCUCCUCUCCUUUCCAGAGCAGUCAGUGGACAUCAGUUCUGCCCAGCCAGUCUAACUCUAGUGUGAGCACUCCAACCCAUCAACCUACUCCGCUCUUCCCCUCGGCUCCCUUUCCCAAACCAGGCACGUUUCAAAAUGGCUUCACUCCACCCAUGUCGUCCUUCUUGCCCCUUCCGCCUCAGCAGCCAUCCUUCAUGGCGUUGCCUCCCAUCCAGGCUCCUGCAGCCAUGGUCUUCUCAAAACCAACAGUGGACCCGGAAAUGGCAAAACUGUUCGACAAGAUCGCAAGCACCUCGGAAUACUUGAAGAACGGCAGAUCCACCGGCAUCGACGUGGACUCUUCACAUGUCGGCGUGGCCUCUCUGGCGCCCAACCCACCGCCUCAACAGGCAGUGGUCACAGAGUCUUCUCACAUCGCCCACUUUAAGUGGCUGGAUCUGGACCCGCUCACGAAACGUAAAGCCGAGAACGAGCAAGUGUCUGUGGCGUCGGAAAGCGACGUUCAGGUUGUACCGGGAGUUUCCGCAGGGGACCCUUGGGAUGCCGUGCUCGAAACGGAAGGGAACAAUUCCGGUGGCAGAGGCAGCCCGAGCUUGGAGGGGAAAGUUUCACAGUCAGUCCACUCACAGCACAGGAGAGCUUCAACAGGGGCACCUGUUGCUAGGAGUCACUCGCUCAAUAUCCCUGGGACGUCUUCCCAGCAGAAAGCAAGUAGUCAGGGAAAAGGGAAUGGUUUGGUGAAGAAUGCUGUGCUGGAGGAACAGGACGCCCAAAACCUGGAGAUUGUUGCGUUUUGUAAAGACUUGGCAAGCCUACGUUCCAGAUUCCCUCACGACGACAUCGGGACCAACCCGGGCUUCGUCCUCAGCCCUGUCAUCGCCCAGAGGGAGAGCGGACCGGACAAUAACUGCUCUGUCAAAGUUUCCAUUGAAAUCCCUGAAUCUCAGCAGCCUGUGACUUUCACCUGUGAUGUGAGUUCUCCAGUGGAGCUGCUGAUCAGUCAGACUCUCUGCUGGGUUCACGAUGACCUGGAUCAGGUGGACUUCUCCAGCCAUUUGCUCAAAGUGUGCGGUCGGGAGGAAGUGCUGCAAAAUAAACACAGCCUGGGUAGCCAUGAGUACAUCCAGAACUGCCGGAAGUGGGAGAACGAGAUCACCUUACAGCUGCUCUCUCACUCAACCAUGAGGAGGGACCUGGCGCGAAGCGCAGAAGAUGACGGUUCUCAACUCAACCUUGACAAACAUCUCAGCCAUGUUGAUAGGCCUUUUAGGGAGAACGUCACCCGACAAGGUCUUGCUGACUAUUUGGAGGGAUACCACAAUCAGGUCAACAUCUGCUUAGAAAAUGAGAGCACCCAGUACAAGACCGUGGAGCGGGUGGUGCAAACCGUGAAGAACCUGUGCUGCGCCCUGGACGAGGUGGAGACGCAGUCCGUCACAGAAGCCAUCAAGAGACUCCGCCACUCUGUCAAUCUAGCCAGGACGCGCUCGCCCAAGUUGGGGUCAACAUCACCUGGUCAGUCAUCAACUAGUGGCUCCAGUCCUGUGGAGGAGAGCAUAGCCUUACUAACGAAGGCCGUCUAUGACCUGGUCAAGCUCUACCUGCGCUCCUUCUGCCCGCCGUCGCCGUCCUUCAGCUUGUCCGCCUCGGCCCAGUCUGCGGACAGUGGUGGAGCCGGAGAGGGGAGGGGCAGCAAAGAAGCUUCUGGCACCACAGACCACCUUCAGUUUACUCUGUUCGCGCUGCAUGGCAUCCCAGGCCACUGGGUCAGCAGCUAUGAGAAGUACUUCCUGAUUUGCUCCCUCACCCACAAUGGGAAGAACCUGUUCAAGCCGGUCCAUUCCAAGAGAGUGGGCACAUAUAAAAGCUUUUUCUACCACGUAAAAUGGGACGAACUGAUCAUUUUCCCCAUCGCCGUAGCCGUGCUCCCUUUGGAGUCCACGCUGAGUCUGAGUCUAUUUGGGGUCCUGAACCAGAACGCCAGCGGCUCGCCAGAUUCCAACAAACAGCGGAAAGCCCCAGAGUUUUUAGGCAAAGUCUCUAUGCCCCUGUUUGACUUCAGACGAGUUCUUGCACGAGACACGAGGUUCUUGUGUCUGUGGACGUCUGCUCAAGGAGCUGCUGGCGCUGCUGGUGCUACCGGCAGCCGCAAGAAGGUUCCUGCAGAAAGGAUCAUAUUACAGGUGGACUUCCCCAAAUCAGGGGUGGAUGUUUUAUAUGUUGGACCUAAGGAGGCCCCGAGCCCCGAGCCCCACACACUGGAAGAGCUGGACCCGGACCUGAAGCGGAAGCUGGAGAAAAUCUGCAGCCGAGCCUCAAAUUUUGGGUUGAAGCGCUCCGACCACCAGGUUCUGUGGGACCACCGGCUCCACUGCCGUCGGGACCACCCCAGCAGCCUGCCUAAGGUGCUGGCCAGCGCGCCCAGCUGGGACUGGGCCAGCAUGGCUCACAUCCACUCCCUGCUGCACCGCUGGCCCUCACUGCCCCUAGUCACUGCACUGGAGUUACUGGACUCAAAGUUUGCAGAUACUGAAGUGAGAAGUGUGGCUGUAAGCUGGAUUGAGAAGAGCAGUGACGACGAACUCGCCGACUACCUGCCUCAGCUGGUUCAGGCAAUAAAGUUUGAGUGUCACCUGAACAACGCCCUGGUCCUGUUCCUGCUAUCCAGAGCCCAAGGAAACAUCAACAUCACCCACUACCUGUACUGGCUACUCAAAGAUGCAGUGCAGGACUCCGCCUGGGGGUGGCGCUAUGAGCAGGUCCUGGGUGCCUUGCUGUGUCUUUGUGGGAGCAAACUGAGGGCAGAGCUGGAAAAGCAGACUCACCUGGCCACUCUGCUGGGAACGGUGGCCGAGAGGGUCAGACAGGCCGGGGGAUCCACCAGACAGGUGGCGCUGCAGGAAGGCCUGGAAAACAUUCAGAACUUUUUCCAGAGAAGCAGCUGCCGACUUCCCCUGAACCCGAGUCUGGUAGCUAAGGAGCUAAACGUCAAGGCAUGUUCUUUCUUCAACUCCAACGCAGUUCCCCUUAAGCUGGCAUUGGUCAACGCAGAUCCAUUAGGAGAGGAAAUCAAUGUUAUGUUUAAGGUAGGAGAAGACUUGAGGCAGGACAUGCUGGCUCUUCAGAUGAUUCGCAUUAUGGACCGAAUCUGGCUGCAGGAGGGGCUGGACCUCCGCAUCGUCAACUUCAAAUGCAUCUCCACCGGCCGGGAUAAAGGUAUGGUGGAGCUGGUGCCUUUCUCUGACACCCUCAGAAAGAUUCAGGUAGAAUAUGGCGUUACCGGAUCCUUUAAGGACAAACCUCUGGCUGAAUGGCUGCGCAAGUACAACCCUGCUGAGGAUGAAUAUGAGAAGGCAUCUGAGAACUUUAUCUACUCCUGCGCCGGUUGCUGCGUUGCGACCUACGUCCUCGGCAUCUGUGAUCGCCACAACGACAACAUCAUGCUGCGUUCCACCGGUCACAUGUUUCACAUAGACUUUGGCAAGUUCCUGGGCCACGCCCAGAUGUUUGGCAGCUUUAAAAGGGACCGAGCCCCAUUUGUUUUGACCUCUGACAUGGCGUACGUCAUCAACGGAGGGGAGCGUCCCACCAGCCGCUUCCAGCUGUUCGUAGACCUGUGCUGCCAAGCCUACAACCUCAUCCGCAAGAACUCCGGACUUUUCCUCCAUCUGCUGUCCUUGAUGAUGUCAUCGGGGCUGCCGGUGCUGACGGGCUCUCAGGACCUGAAGUACGUGUUUGACGCCCUGCAGCCUCACAACACCGAUGCCGAGGCCACCAUCUUCUUUACGAGACUGAUUGAGUCCAGCCUGGGAAGCAUAGCCACCAAAUUCAACUUCUUCAUCCACAACCUCGCCCAGUUACGAUUCUCUGGCCUUCCUGCCAACGACGAGCCCAUCCUGUCCUUCUCGCCCAAGACGUACACCAUGAAGCAGGACGGGCGCAUCGUCCACGCCACCAUCUUCUCCUUCCAGAAGAGAUACAACCCGGACAAGCACUAUACCUAUGUGGUGAGGAUCAUGAGGGAAGGCCAGAACGAGGCUCAGUUUGUCUUCCGCACGUUCGACGAGUUUCAGGAACUCCACAACAAACUGACCAUCGUGUUCCCGCUCUGGAAGCUGCCGGGUUUUCCAAACAAGAUGGUUCUUGGUCGCACCCACAUUAAGGAGGUGGCAGCCAAGAGGAAGAUGGAGCUCAACAGUUACGUCCACAACCUGAUGAGGAGCUCCACAGAAGUGGCCCAGUGUGACCUGAUCUACACUUUCUUCCAUCCAUUUGCUCGGGAUGAGAAAACAGAGGGCUUAGACACCACACCCAAUCCACCUGAGCCUCUGCUGAGUCCAACCACUGGUCGGGUGGAAGGAGAAGUGAAGCUUUCCAUCUCGUACAGAAACAGCACUCUGUUCAUCAUGGUCAUGCACAUCCGAGACCUGGUUUCUGAAGACGGAACGGAUCCAAACCCAUAUGUAAAAACCUACCUGCUUCCUGAUCCUCACAAGACUUCAAAACGCAAGACGAAGAUCUCCAGGAAAACCAGGAACCCCACCUUCAACGAAAUGCUGGUGUACAGCAGCUACAGCAAGGAAACCCUCAGCCUGCGGGAGCUGCAGCUGAGCGUGCUCAGCGCCGAGUCACUGCGCGAGAACUACUUCCUGGGCGGCAUCACGCUCAGGCUCAAAGACUUUGACCUCAGCAAAGAGACGGUCAAGUGGUACAAACUAACCGCUGUUCCGUACUUCUGACCCCCGCACCCAGGCCGACUCUGACUCUGCCUCUUCGGACGACGACGGACGCAUUCGGAUCAUAUGGGAAAGGCCGCAGACGGAGGUUUUACUUGAAGCCACUUCAGCUCCUUAUGUCAAAAAAAAAAAAAAAAAAAGCUUCAGAACAUCAGGAAACAGAUUCAUCUUUUCUUUUUUUUUUUUGGUGCGAGAUUAUCAAAUUUAAAAUAAAGUUGGGAAAGAAACAUUUUAUAAGCUGGAUCAAACUGAGGGUUUUGUAGUUCUUAUGAGAUUUAAACACCAUUUUAUGUGUCUGGGAUUUCCUGCGCCAGCUGCGCAGCUCCACAGGUUGUUCCCAUAUGAUAUGAAUGUGUCGUCUUUCCCCAAAGGGGCAACAGAAGUGAAUAACUUACAAACGGGAGCCUCGUUUCUUUUUUUUUUUUUUUUUGUUUUUUUGUUUUUUCACUCUUCUUACUGCCUGAGAAACUAAUCAAGAUUGUUUCAUGUGACAAACAAUCUUCUUAUUUUGCCUCCUUUAAAAAAACAAAACAAAACUGUAACUAAGAGCUGUAAUAUUUUGUACAUUUUCUUAUUAGAGGACCAAAACGGCUUACUUUCAGAAGAGUAUCUAUAUAUACUGAUGUUUUUUAAGGGAUUGAAAGGAGAGACAUUUCUACGUGUCAUGGUUUAUUUCCUAUGUGAACACAUAGAAAACAGUAGGACUGCCCAUCAAACUGAAUUAGAUCAAAUCCAAAGUCACUGUAGGAUUUUUUUUCAUUUCCCCCAAAAUGUGCCAAAACUAACAAAUCAUCAAAAAUAAACCACUUACCAUAGGGACUGGAGAAGGGUGCCUUUGUUUUUAACUCAUGAUUUAGCCUUAUUACUAAAUAUAAUUUGCUAAAUAAUGUGGGAUGUCCUUAUGAGUAAAAAAUGCAUCCUGUAAAGCUGAAGUGGUCUGGUGGAAGGUCAGAGCCAUCAGGGUUGUUGUAGCAGUUUUUAUUCUUUCCCACUAAAUUCACACUUUGUUCCAUGGUUUUUCUUCUUUCACACAGCACACCUUCACAGAGGUUCAUGUAUAAGCCUUGAGGCACAUUAAAUUUUUUUCAAUAGUUAUCACAAGAAAAAAAA
Molecule: messenger RNA, 6445 nt
Organism: Poecilia latipinna (sailfin molly)
Lineage: Eukaryota; Metazoa; Chordata; Actinopteri; Cyprinodontiformes; Poeciliidae
Gene: pik3c2a
Product: phosphatidylinositol-4-phosphate 3-kinase, catalytic subunit type 2 alpha
Exons: 33
Coding region: 170-5338 (1722 amino acids)
Biological process (GO): phosphatidylinositol 3-kinase/protein kinase B signal transduction; cell migration; phosphatidylinositol-3-phosphate biosynthetic process
Cellular component (GO): phosphatidylinositol 3-kinase complex; plasma membrane; cytoplasm
Molecular function (GO): phosphatidylinositol binding; 1-phosphatidylinositol-4-phosphate 3-kinase activity; 1-phosphatidylinositol-3-kinase activity
Source: RefSeq, a predicted model, not a curated record